Molecule: messenger RNA, 1609 nt
Organism: Triplophysa rosa
Lineage: Eukaryota; Metazoa; Chordata; Actinopteri; Cypriniformes; Nemacheilidae
Gene: birc7
Product: baculoviral IAP repeat containing 7
Biological process (GO): positive regulation of protein ubiquitination; negative regulation of apoptotic process; regulation of cell cycle
Cellular component (GO): cytoplasm; nucleus
Molecular function (GO): cysteine-type endopeptidase inhibitor activity involved in apoptotic process; ubiquitin protein ligase activity
Source: RefSeq, a predicted model, not a curated record
GCAAUAAUAGACUAUAUGGCCAGCGGAGGGGGGGAAGCGCACCUAAACACUUCACUAUGGAAGGAGAGCAGCAUGAGGGGAGAUCGUGGGCAUGAGCGCGAAAGAAGCACACAUAUGGAGGCAGAGGUUCGGCUUGGCAUGCGGAACGAGGAGGAGAGACUCCAAACUUUCCAAAACUGGCCAAGAGAGGCGCCGGUGCGUCCCGGGGACCUGGCCCGGGCUGGAUUUUUCUAUCUGAGAUACGGUGAUACGGUGCAAUGUUUCUGCUGUGCUGGGAUACUACGGUACUGGGUUCAGGGAGACACCCCACUGGGUGAACACGAGAGGCAUUUUCCCACAUGCGGCUUUGUGAUGGGCAGAGAUGUGGGUAAUGUUCCGACGGCCUCCUCUGACUCUGUGGAUGGACAGCUCUUGAGUCAAUUGCAGCGGAUGACCGUGGACGAGCAGGUGUUAUUCGGACAGGCGGUGUACCCGGAGAUGGAGUCAGAGGACAGCAGACUGACCACCUAUCACAACUGGCCCACCGGAGCGUCAGUGCAACCUGAUACCCUGGCACGAGCUGGCUUUUUCUAUACAGGUCAUGGUGACAACGUGAAGUGUUUCUACUGUGAUGGUGGUCUGAGGAACUGGGAACCAGGAGAUGACCCAUGGCAGGAACAUGCAAAAUGGUUUCCACAAUGUGAAUAUUUGCUUCAAACCAGAGGACGGGAAUAUGUGAGCAACAUUCAACAAUCCCACUUUAACCUAAAUGAGAGAGUGGGUGGCUCUCUGUCAUCAUCUUCAGGAAGUAUUACAUCAGGGGUGGUGGGAGGGCAGAACACGGAGGCAGCAGUUAUGUUGUCUCCUGUAGUUCAGGCUGUCCUCCAGAUGGGUUUCCAGCGCUCACUGGUGGAGAGUCUGGUGCAGUCGCGCUAUCUGCUCACCGGCUCACACUAUACCUCAGUCUCUGACCUGGUGACCGACGUCCUUCAGGCCGAAGAGGAGGAAAGACAUACAGGAGAGCCCAGACCAGAGACUGUGGAGAGACAGGACAGCAGCACAAGUGAGAGAACACAGUCUGCAGUCAGGGAGAAAGUGCGAUCAGACCUCAGUCCAGAGGAACAGUUGAGACAGCUUCAGGAAGAGAGAACGUGUAAGGUGUGCAUGGACAAACUCGUCUCCAUGGUCUUUAUCCCCUGCGGCCAUCUGGUUGUCUGCACCGACUGCGCAGCCAGUCUGCACCACUGCCCCAUCUGCAGGGGAGUCAUCCGGGGCAGUGUGCGAGCAUUCAUGUCAUGAGGUUUCCACAUGCAUGAAAAAAGCAACAUUUUUUGUUGUACAACUUCAGACAAAUCAUUCUGCGUAGUAUUUCAAAAGCGGUGAAUGGUAUAAGCUCUCUAUUAUUAGCUUCUGAAUUCUUAAGCUGUCAAAUGUAGGUGGUGUUGGUGGUGCUUGAUAUUUGACUAAACAUCCUGCCAGACAGCAAGAGUUUGUGUGAAUUUCUAUCUUUCUAAAUGAGAAUGAGAAACUCUGAUGACUUUGAAUAUACAAGGAUAAUUUGUGAAAGAGCAUAUUAUUCAUAUUAUCAUAUUUUACUAUUAGUGUACGAACACAUUGUACUUUUAUUUUU